UCCCAUUAUCCAUUUACAAAUCAUUCGCCUGAACUCAAAUCCAGUCGUUCAUCCGAUCCAGUCACUACCAAACAAGCAAUGUUUCUUUCAGCUGCUGCUGCUAACUAUGAUUACAAAGAUCUAUCGAAGUUGUGCGACUUUUUUCCAGGAUCGACGCCGAUCAAUCCCAAUGAAAAACGAACUCAUUGGUCCGCACAAAAAUCAUCAUCACUUCAUCCGAAAAACAACGAAGGAAGAAUUAAUCGUUGUCGUAUUUGUGGCAAAAUCUAUGCAAGACCAAGUACACUUAAAACUCACCUACGGACGCAUUCGGGCGAAAAACCAUACAAAUGUGAUAAGUGUUCGAAAGCAUUUACUCAAGCUGCAAAUCUUACCGCUCAUCUACGAACACAUUCAGGAGAGAAACCGUUUUCGUGCGAUGUGAACGACCGUAUCAAUGUAAAUAUUGUCGGAAGGCAUUUUCGGAUAGUUCAACGUUAA
This is a messenger RNA of Adineta ricciae, 480 nucleotides long. Lineage: Eukaryota; Metazoa; Rotifera; Eurotatoria; Adinetida; Adinetidae. The record is from the annotation of a GenBank genome assembly.